UCGAUUCUUUUCAUUUCGCUGCUUCUGCUCCUUUUCUCUCGAUCUCAGAUUUCCCGAAAAAGAACUAAAACCCUAGUCUCUGCGCCUUUUCUCUCGAUCUCUCCUUCCAUUUUUCUGACGAUUUCCGAUCUUUAAUCGAGAGAUUCAUACACGGAAAGCUCGUAGAUGCGAAAAUACGUGUCUUCUGAACUCAGAAUCUUCAAACGGUUGAAAUAGAAGCAGAUUCAGCUGCGGAAGCUCUUAGUUGUGAAGAUCUGUGAUUUCCGCGGCCUAGAUCUUUGAUCGAUGAUAUAGAAGCUGUGUUCACCUUAUCGGAAGGGAUAUUAAUCGAUCUGUGCUUCUUUUUUUUUUUUUUUUUCUCCUGAUCGAGACAUGUCGAUUUUAGAAGAUCUGCGAUUUUCUGAGAUUCUGAUCGUCGAUUUUUUAAGUGGGAGAGAUCUCCUGUUUUUUGCUGUGUUCUUUCAGAUAUAGGGAUUUUACUCGAAAGAAAGCUUUUGCACGCAUCAGCGGCUCAGAUAUCCUCUUUCGAGGUCAAGAUCUUUGAUCUGAUGCGAUUGGAGUGAUUGCAACUUCUGCCUUGAGCAAUUUACAUUCUCGUCCUGCAUUUGGAGGUAACGUUGGAGGAGCCAAAGUUUUGGACUGGGGAGAAGGCCCAAGACGAGUUGAAGGUUCAGACUAGAGCCAUUUCUUUGUAAAGGUAUAUUUGCUCAAGGGAGGAUAUCUUAAACUAUGCUACCAAGUUGCUAAAGGCAGAGCUCCCUCUUUCUGUCUGCAAAGUGGCUUCCAUUCCAGGUGAGACCAAGGUGUGGCAGUACAUAACACUGACGAAGCGUAUCUUUUUUAUCGACUGUCCUGGAGUUGUUUAUCACAACAAGGACACUGAAACGGAUAUUGUACUUAAGGGUGUGCUUUCUUUGAUACACUGGUCACUGGAGGAAACAGCAAUAGCUCUUCGAAGGUGAAUGAAUCUGUACCUUGUGAAUUUGCAUAUUGAAAUUUCAAACUAAAUACCCCUAAAAAAUAUUCAAACUUCAAACUAAAUACCCCUAAAAAAAUUCAUACUUCAAACUAAAUGCUCAAGGAGAUGCCUUUUCUCUUCUGAGAAAUUGAAACUACAAUAUCAGAAUUCAAAGGUGGCCUCUGUUUUAUGGAUUACAAAAAAUUUCAGAUAGACUGGUGUUUACAUCCUUUCCUAAUUUAGAUAGAAGUAUGUAAUUGAAGUCAAGUUCAUCUAUAGAGUUCAUUUUGUAGAGCAGGUUGAUCAUCAUUCACUCCAUUACCACUUUGUGGAGAAGUUGGUGAUUGUAACUUCUUCUUUAUCCUCUGUUGGAACCCCAAACUAAUGCCUGCUACUGUUGGUAGUUUUUUUAAACUGCAUAUCCUUGCCCUGGCCCAUUCCACCUCUAACAGUACAUGCGGCAUAGGCCAUCAGGUGCCCAAGAAUCAACCCAACAUAGUUUUGUGAUCCCUUCAUUUUUUGUAGUUCACCAUCAUUGAAUAGUUGGUCCUUUGUUUUUCUUCAGGUCAAGUCAUAUUUAUGUGUUUGACACACAAAAGAAUCCAAGAGCUGACUCUCUUUUGCAUGCUGAGAUCAAUCCAAGGCCAUGACAAUGCCAAGAACAACCACCUAGUGACUUCUCUAUUAUUCAGUUCCGGUUUCUGGAGCAACUACUUGUCGUCCAUGGGCACUGGUGCUAUAAGAGGAUUACCCAAAUGGGAACUUUCACUUUAUGCCGGGUCAUCAAGAGAAAUGAUCUAGGACAGAGAACCAUCUAUCUUCAGGGAGAAUCCAAAUCCAAGAGGAGCAUUUCUUCUUCCAUGGAUGACCUCACUCCAAGAUUCUCAACAAAUGUCUUAAGAACCUCUGAAGAAAGUGCAUCUCAAGCAAGAACUAUGUUAAAUGGAAGUACUGAUUCAACACUGAUCAGUUCAAGUUCUGAAGUUAGUACUGGGAUAGAGCUACAGCCAACCAUGACCGAGAUUGAUCAAACAAGCCCCUUGUUCUUGAGCUAUCUAGCUUCAGACACUCUGAAGUUAAUGUCAGAUGGAGAGAUCCUGCAUGCUGCUUCUUUUCACGAGUUACUGGACACAAGUAGAGAAUUUCAAGACCUGGUCAAUGCACACAAAGGCACUGUUGGUUCUGAAAGGCUCGCUGAGGUCGUUUCUCCCUCGAGAUGUGAAACUGCCAAAAGAGAGAUUAAGAAAGCGUCUACUGUGAAACAACAGAAAACAGAUAAUUCACCAGCAGUAGAUCAGCUAAUUAAAGAAGAGGAGAGAGAAACUGGAGAUACUGGUCUGAAGCCAUACUUAACAAUACCUGAAUCAGAGCAAAGGCUACUUGUAUUUCUCCUUGGCAGGCCUAUGCCAUCUCAUGUUUGUGGCUGGACAGAUUACACAAAACUCUUGGAUGGCUGCUAUCAAAUCACACAAACUCAGGAAGAAAAUGCCGCCUCUCUUAUAUUUAAAUAGAAGUCUCUAAUGUUUCUCUGUUUGUUUUGAGUUUUCAAGUCUCUUGGACUGAGGGAGAAAACCAAUCUCUGUUUUUCCUCUUUCUUUUUCUUUUCUUUCUGUUUUUUCAUGUUUUAUGGAUUGGGAUUCCAAGUCUAUUUGACUGAGAAUUGAAGACUCUUUCAGGGUUUUCUUGGGUUAUAUUUGAGAGGAAAAACCCAUUAAAAUAUUGUAGCUAAUGUUGUGGA
This is a messenger RNA of Magnolia sinica, 2696 nucleotides long. RefSeq lists its product as uncharacterized. Lineage: Eukaryota; Viridiplantae; Streptophyta; Magnoliopsida; Magnoliales; Magnoliaceae. The transcript has 6 exons. The record is from RefSeq and is a predicted model, not a curated record. Bases 1714 to 2469 code for a protein of 251 amino acids.